GAACACCGACGACUUUUUGUUUACCUAGCAACAAGCAGCAGCUAGCAACGGAGUGUCACAAAUGGCAACGCUGACGCCUACGUUAAGUCAAAAUGCGACUGUCAUGUCAUUUUAAGGCAGUAAUAGUGUUGUUAAAGAGUAUCGGAGUUUAGCCGACGGUAACUGUCGUAUCUGGUUUGUUUCCUGGUGUUAGCUAACGACAACCUGGGUUGAUACCUGUUUGAUACCUCCUUCCAAAUGUCUUUUCAAGACUCACCUCGUCCCUCUGAUGAAGAGGAGGCUUUCUACACGCACUGCAGAGCUGCAUAUCUAGCUGUGUUCAGAUCUAGUUUGACGAAUAUUGCGUCUAAGCAGCAGUUAUGUCGUGCUCUCCAGCAGGCUGGCAGAAAUCCAUCCCAUGCAACUCUCAAUAAAUACUGGACACCUAGAACAUCAAAACUCAACUUUGAUGACUUCUGUGAAAUCCUCAAGAGUGAGAAGAAAACAGAGGAUACUGAGCUGAUGAGAGCCUUUAAAAAGAUGGAUGUAAACAAUGAUGGCUUCAUCUCACACGGUGAACUGGAGAAGGCCCUUACAUCUAGAGGUGAGAAAAUGACCACUGAGGAGUUAAAUGCUGUCUUCUCAUUGGCUGACAUCAACAAAGAUGGCAAACUGGACUAUGCAGAAUUCUGCAGGCUGCUUGUGUCUACAGUGGAGCAGUGUCAGACGGCUGCUUUGGAGAGACUUGAGACCAACGCCAAGCUAAAGAGACAGAACUUUGGCAGUCAGUCAUACAGCCCUACAAAAAGCUCUGUGUCACCAGCAGCUCCAUCUGCAGAGGCAGCGACCCUUCCUCAACCUCCACCGGAAACACCCCGGGCAGACUCGGACACCACCAUCAAGAAAGACAGCCGAUCAUCAUCCCGCCCUUCUUCUGCUCGCAGCAGACGAUCUUCUCUGUCAAACCCGAUCACGAUGACAACCAGUACUACGAAAGCUAACAAAAUACAAGAGCCCUCAGGUCUACAGGAGUGGAAUCAAAGUUCUGUGAGGGGCUGUUUCUUCCUGGAGGAUGAUGGGAGUAUCAGCUCUCUGCAGUAUCAGCUCCACAUCCCACAGACCACCAACGUCUACCUGACCAUCCAACCACUCAGCCUCAGCAACAGACCUGACAAGCCUUCUUCAUGGAUGUCAGUGGACACGGCCCUUUUUGUCACGUCAGCUGGUGAAACCAAAGAGGAUUCAACUUUAGUGUGUUUCACAGAGUCCAAGGAAAAAGAGAAGUAUGUUUGGAGAGGUGAACUAAAUGCCGGGACUUAUUACCUGCUUCCUUUCACUAGCGGCUGUAAACUGAAGAAAAGAACUAAAAAGAGCCUUUCUGUUAAGCCAAUGGAGCUCAUCAACAGAACUGAUACUGGAGAACUAGACCUCACUAGGGAGCUGAGGGAGGUGCUGUCUGACAUCUUUGAGGUGAUCGACAUUGAUGGAAAUGGAAUGCUCUGUUUGGAGGAGUACAACUUCUUUGAGCUGAGGACCAGUGGAGAAAAAUGUGACAAGGACUCCUGGGCUGUCUGUAAAGAAAACUUUGAUAUGAGAAAGAACCAGCUGACACGGCAGGGCUUCAUGGAGCUGAAUCUGAUGGAGGCUACAGAGAAAGAUGGAGACCCUGCAGACCUGUGGGUUACACUGGAAGCCAUGGGCUACAACCGAAUGCUGGAGCUAGUAGAAGCAUGUCCCUUUCAGAUAGAUAUUCACUGUGAAGGCGCUCAGCCCUCCAUCCAGCCAUUCAGUUUGGACACAGGGCCCAAGCUCCUGAACCAGGCCCUCCAGAAGUCCAUCACAGCCAGGACAGGGGCCAAAGCACUGAGGGGUCAAGACAACGUCUUCAUCUACACCUACAGAGGAGAACACAGGAUCUCCUCCGUCCUAGCCAACAAGACCAACCAGAAAGUGACGGUCCAUGUAAACAACGAGCAGAGCAGGAACUGCUGCAGCAGUAGAGGCAUGAGUGUGUUCGCUGUAGAGGUGCCAGCCAGGACUAAGAUGGUGUGCCAACACGUCCUCCCCAUCAAUGAGAAACAGGAUUGGACCUACAACUGUAUGGAGACCAUACUACCCUGCACUUAAAGUGUUUCCUACAUUGAGAAGUCAAAGUUUUGCUCUAAGAAGGAUAGAAGGCUAAUAUGAAUAUCGUAUAUCUCCUUAGAAUAUGAAGUGUUGUUGCUGUUUGGACCAAAAGAUUGUUAUGUGAUAGUUUACAGUGAAAGCAACUUAAUAAAAGCAAACGUGUGUGUGUUAAUUAAGCCCCAUAAUUUAGACUGUAGCACCUGGAGCUAAAACCUUGGCCUGCUUGUAGUCAGCAACUAAAAAUGGUAGAACAUGAGAGAAUGGUACAGAGUACAUCAGAUUUUGUAGCAGCUGCUUCUAUUGUGCCUUUGUAUGUGUGAUGUCAAAAUGUUCUUAUAAAAAAUAGAUAAAAAGGACUCAUCAUUUAUCCUGUUAAUACAAGCUAUUGUAGGUCAAUAGUGGAUUUUAUGUCAUGCUAAUAUAUCUGAUGUUAUGAUUUAUUACACUAACCAUUUUAUCUCUCUUGAUAAGACUUUAUGUUGUCCUUAUUUGGAAUUUGUAGCAAUGAGUUCUGUGUUUACGCAUCAUUUUUUGGUUCUUCAACACUCUCUUUAUAUCAGAACUGAAUAAAACAAGUUUCACCUUUGAACCUUC
This is a messenger RNA of Notolabrus celidotus (New Zealand spotty), 2700 nucleotides long. RefSeq names its product EF-hand calcium binding domain 7 (gene efcab7). Gene Ontology annotation, molecular function: calcium ion binding. NCBI's taxonomy places the organism in Eukaryota, Metazoa, Chordata, Actinopteri, Labriformes, Labridae. Bases 238 to 2106 code for a protein of 622 amino acids. The record is from RefSeq and is a predicted model, not a curated record. The transcript is spliced from 13 exons.